AUGUCAUCGUCUGGGUUCUCCAUUGUGGGUGCAUCGGUCAAGAUCAUUGGAGAGGAUUCGCUUGGUAAUGGUCCGGGUGGCCUUCACCAGUCGCUGUCGUCUGGCUGCUCGUCCAUGAUGUCCUCCGGGUCGCCUACGCGGCGCUUUUUAGACAUGGCGUGCUCAGACUCAGAUCUCUGA
Molecule: messenger RNA, 180 nt
Organism: Penicillium samsonianum
Lineage: Eukaryota; Fungi; Ascomycota; Eurotiomycetes; Eurotiales; Aspergillaceae
Exons: 1
Coding region: 1-180 (59 amino acids)
Source: RefSeq, a predicted model, not a curated record